Phyllotreta striolata is the source of this 1200-nucleotide messenger RNA. Lineage: Eukaryota; Metazoa; Arthropoda; Insecta; Coleoptera; Chrysomelidae. The record is from the annotation of a GenBank genome assembly.
AUGGGAAAUACAACAACUAAGAGAAACGAUGCGCGUUCGAGUUUCGUAGACGGUGUUUACAAACAGAAAGACGACCAUUCGAAGCAAGCGGACUCGCAUUUCAGUGCAGGCUCCAGCGGCAGAUCCUUUGCCAGUGUAAGCAGCCACCAAUCUACUUAUAGUUUCGCCAGACCUUGGUCCAGGGUAUCCAGACGAAGGUGGAAGGAAUCGACGUUGACGCUGCCGUACGAAUCGAGCAAGACCGCCUGGCCCGUGUCCCAAUCGGAAUCCUGUUUUCUUCCCGUGUUUCCGAUCGCUUCGAGUCGCGACGAGCAGCGUUUCGAUAUAAUCGAAGAGAUCAAUCGAGGGGCCUUCGGCAAGGUGUACAAAGCCAAGGAGGUACCCACCGGCGAGACGUUCGCUUUGAAAGUCCUCUCCAAAUCUAAGGUUGUUAAAGAUAAUUCGGUGCAGCAAGUGAAAGACGAAGUACAAAUACAGAGGAUUUGCGGCCAUCAUCCUUUCAUCGUCAAUUGUCCCGUGAAUUGGCAGAGCAGGAAGAGAUUGUAUAUAGUAACCGAUUUCGUAGAAGGCGGCGAACUCUUCGCCCUGAUCAAAACCUACCUAACACUGCCCGUCGAAUUAGUGAGAUUGUACGUGGCCCAAAUAGCUCUCGCCAUCGAUUUCUUGCACAACGCCGGCGUGAUCUACAGAGACCUGAAACCGGAGAAUAUCCUAUUGGACGAGCAAGGCGAUGCCAAGCUGAUCGAUUUCGGGCUGAGCAAGUGGCUACCCUUCGGAUCGAGGACGAAAACGAUUUGCGGCACGUUGCGCUACAUGGCUCCAGAAAUCUUCUCCACCGAGCCCUACGGGCACGCCGUCGACUGGUGGAGUCUCGGAGUCCUCGCCUGCUUGAUGCUCACCAACCAGUACCCGACGCCUCCGGUGGACCAGGAGGAAAACCAACCGGCCGGAUCGUUACCGGAGGGCGCCGAGUUGGACGCCUCCACCAAAGACCUUCUGCAGAGGCUGCUGCAAGUGGAUCCCGGCAAGCGUUUGAGGUCCGUUAGAACGCUCGAAACCAUCGCUUUCUACCAGAAUUACCGAAUGUCCGAUGUCAGGAACAGACGGGUCCGGCCGAAGGAGGUGCUCGCCGAGUAUUUCCCCGAUGGUCCUCCCCAGGUGGUGGCUAGUGAAGAUGAUCUGUUCGAUACGAGAUUAUGA